AUGCUCACCAAGAACCUCAACAAGUCGGAAGACAAUGUUUCAUCUGCGGAAAAGCAACUGCAAAUCGACCCAUCAAUCCCUCUAGAUGCCCAAAAUUCUCUUUUUGACUCACAAGAGCAGCUAUUUCCUUCAAUCCGCCCAGAGGCCGACAAUUCGCGAGAUUUAACCCCUUCUGAAAGUGGUUUUCAAACCUGGCACGCACAUUGCAGCUAUCAACAUCCUCAGAUUGCCAACCUCUUCCCCGUGGUCGACGACAGUCUAUCUACUCCUCGCAAACCAGCUAGUUCGAUCUCUGUUGAUGGUCGUCAAUCGUUGCCUGAUAUUCAAACCUUUUUCGCUAUUUGGUUCAAAAUGACAUGCCCAACAUCCUUCGAACAAACAAAUGGAAAAGUCAGAUCAUCAGGCCUCUCGUUCUUUUCCAAGAACGUGGCACUCCCGCGACGAUCUUCUAGUGGUGAUAUUCGGGGUCCUCGGCCUUCAUCUUUGUUGCCUUACCAAAACUCAAUUGCUCUGGAAACUGUCAAUGUUGGGUCGGAACGGUGUUCAUCUGGACGUCAAAUUGUUGAUUGGCUUGUCUCGAGCUCAGGCGGUAGACUUGAGUCACGCAAAAAGGCUCUUGCUCUUUGUGAGGCUUACAUGAAAGCUUCCUUUCUUAAACCCUUGGACAACAAAGGUCCUUUGGAGAAGUUUGUCGAUGGUUCACAGCUCUAUCGAAUAUUGAACGAGGUGGAUGAUAGCCCACAUUUGUCUAGGCGGGCUGAGUCGGUUAGUAGUGGUUUCGACGCGCUUGGGCAACGCUUUCGACGUGGCACCUUGGUGACAGAGUCAAUUGGGCUGUCAAAGAUCAAGGAAGUCUCUCAUGAGGAGUCUACGACUUCACCCCCUGUAGUAAUGGGUGUACCCUUACCUGAGAGCUUGGGUCAGGUGGACAUUGAUAGUAAUGUACAACCGCUUCGAAUAGAUUCGACCGCUUCCCAGAAGAUUCUUGUUGAGUCGAGGGACGUCUAUAUGCAUUACUUGGAGAGGUUAAUCAAACAGGAAACGCGAGAUCACUAUUUGUCGGCAGAUUGGAACUCGCUCAUAUUUUCAACUGUCGGUAUCUUAUGUGAUGACUUAAAGCUAAAUCUACGAAGAGUUCUACUAAAAAAUGUACAAAGUCGUCGCAUUGGCUCACUAUCCUUCAAUCCUGGUCAACAGUGUUCCCUGAUUGACAAUGUGAUGCUGCAGGAAUUCUGCCCCUCAAACCAUCUGCCAACACAGCUUUACUGUCCAAGAAUCCUCAUUCUAGCUUCACCAGUUACAUAUGAAAGAAAUAUUUACAAACGGACGUGGCUUGAAUCUUAUGCCGCUCAAGAAGAGGAGUAUUUGGGAAACUGUGUUACCAAAAUCCUUUCCUUCCGACCAACUGUCCUCAUUACGGGAGGUGGAGUGGCAAACAUUGCGUUAAAUAUGCUUGUCAAAUCGGGAAUCGCUAUUUUUUGCAAUGUGAAAAGGCCAGUAAUGGCUCGCUUAGCCGCUGCGACAGGCGCCGAGAUUGUGGCGUCGACUGAUGCCUUUCUGAGUGGUUCAUAUGACAUCUCUCCAAAGCAUCCUACAUCUCCCGUCGGCAUGUGUAAAUGGUACAAAUUAGUGACUUUGCCCCAAUCCAAUGGCACCAGGAAAUCUGUUUGUAUAUUUAGUUUCACUGAUCUACCCAGAUUGGAUGGUACAUCGCUUGUGAGUUGGUUCCAGGUUCCCGGACUAAACCUAGUGCGCAAUGUUACUGAAGCAGAGGAUAGGAAGGAGGGAUCUGAGGGUAGCAGCAUCUGUAUGCCUGCCUACACCGUCUUCUUGCGAGGUUCAGACUUGGCCACCUUGAAAUUAGUAAAGCGGUGCUUCAAAUUAGCGCUUUUGAGCUGUUUUAAUGCCCGUUUGGAGGCGGCUUAUUUGGACGACGCGCAUAUCGUGCUUACUGAUGAUCCGUCUACCACCACGACUUUGGACAACUGUAGAUCAGACGAAUCGUUUUCCUCCUCCCUAGCGUGUCAUCUCAGUGGCCGCCUAUUUAAUCUCUCGCCCCUAGCUACAACCAAAUUGCCUUUCUUGGCAAGUGCCGAGGGCCGUUGCACCCCUCUCUUCGACUUCUACUUCUAUCUUGUCGAUUGGUCGGAUAGGAGGCGGUUGAAUGACUCGUUGAAGCAGAAGGCGGUUGUGAUGCGGGCGAAGAUUUAUGCUGAACGAAAACCACCCUCGAAGUUUACGCUAUCUCGUUGGGAAUCACCGCCACCUUCAUUCAUACCAGACCGUAUUUCUUCUAAAGGAGAGGAAGAGCCAAAGAUUUUGCGCAGGUGGACGGGAAUGGGCGGAAUCAUUGCAGCAAAUGCGAGUCGAUCUAAAAAAGCAACUAAAAUUCCUCUUCCUUCGAGACCGGUUGUUAAGCAUGUGAACAAGCGUCUUCGUCGGAGCAUUCGCGACGCCCGAUCCCACACUCUAAUGCACGUUCUCCGCAGUGUCUUCUCUCUCACCUCUGCUAUUUGUCCUGAUCCCUGCCUCCCCUCCUGGAUCAUGGGCAUCGACGUCUAUGGAAGCAAUGAUUUGCCACUUGGGGCCUUUCUUGAGCACUUUUGCUUCAGGAAGCAGAGCUGCUUAAAUCCGGAGUGUAAUACUCCGAUGCUGGAUCAUGUGCAGCAUUUCACCCAAACCGCUGGUUCGGUGAAACUUACUCUGCGGGCAAUUGAACCGGUUCAUUUGGCACAUUCUACCAGCUCACCGACGUCAAUUGUGAUGUGGUCCUACUGCUCGGUCUGCAAACAAAUGUCACGGGCACGAUUUAUGUCUCUGCUGACCUGGCACUUCUCCUUCAUGAAAUUCAUAGAUUUCCUCAUCAAUUCGCCACAUUGUCUAACUCACAAGUCUCCAAACAGCACGUCUGCUUGCUGUUCAGCUAAGAGUUUGAGCCAUUGUUUUAGCUCUAAUGGCGUACAGGCCACUUUCUGUUAUCAUCCAAUAGUGAUCUUUGAGGUCUGUAUGCCCCCAAUCACGUUGAGGACGUCCUCGGCGUCAGCUUUGACGACUCCUCACGAAAGGAGAAAUAUUAAUCAACAGGAUUCCAAGUUUGUAAAAAAGUCCGAUGUGAUAGGACCAAUCAGAAUGCCCGACUUCCUCGAAAUUGAAGUUCAUGCAACCCUGAAAAAGUAUUACGAGCUUACCAUGAUGGUGAAACAGCAUUUGAUGAAUCUGUGGAAUGAUAGACAGUGCGAAAUUCUGACGCAUUUGCUAGAAGCCUUUGAACAGACUUUGAAUUCGGAAUGCACCGAGACGGGAAUCAAAUCACGCGUGGAAGUUCUCUCCUUCCUCUUCGACAAUCUCGCGAAACCACGUCUUCCCUCUUCGCAUUUCAGAGAAGCACAAAUCCCACCUAAUAGUUCCAUUCCAUCCACCGACAGUAGUGUAGUUGAGGAUUUGGACACUGAUUGUACCAUCUCCUCUAGCACCGGAUGCCAACCGAUGUGGAUGACAAGGCUUGCUGCAUUUUCAUAUGAGGAGAAAAUGACGUUGACUUUUGCUCUGAUGUACCUUAUAAAGCGGUGGCUCUUCAAUUUUGCCAGUGACUGGAAUGCUCGCAUCUCGCAGUACAAUUCCACAUUGAGGAUGUUGGAGAAGGCUCAGAGCAAGCAACGCAAGCACCAUCCUCCCCAAACCUCCGUCGACAUGUCCAUUGAUGUGGGAGGUGCAAGAUCCGAAGUUUCCGAGAUCCCUCCAGAGGCGUCUCCUUCGUCCUCAAAUGUGGAUAUCGCGCUAGACAAUACUGAAACAACGGAUAAUGUUAGCACUUUGCGCAAAGAUGUUGGAGAAGUCUCCUCCAUGACAAACAAUACUGCCUACACAUUGCUUGAUUUCUUACCGGAAAACAAAGCCUUAGUGACUAAGGUGGAGACUGUGAAAAGGAUCUUCACGGCCAUACUGCCAGGCAGCAGUGAGCACAAGGUCUGCCCCGAGCCUUGGACCCCCAGCGAGCACCCUCAAAUCCUUCCACCGAAUUGUCACACUCCUCUGCUUCUCGCGUUGGCUCUCCAAUCACCGGCUCAGUGUGUAGAGGGCGGAUAUUUUGAGACACCGGACUCCACACCGAGGCUGUGUGCCAAUGAGAAGUUGGUUGAGGAAUUAUCGCAUAUUUCUGUCCUCGAGGCUACACCGGAUGUGUACAUUUGUGACCAGGAGAUCACCUCUAUCGUCGCCUAUGCGCUUGCGUGA
This is a messenger RNA of Hydatigera taeniaeformis, 4233 nucleotides long. The record is from the annotation of a GenBank genome assembly. Lineage: Eukaryota; Metazoa; Platyhelminthes; Cestoda; Cyclophyllidea; Taeniidae.